ACAGAUGACGCACGGCCCGGGCUUCCGCAUUGGGAGCUGGAGGUGGAACCCGGGACGCCGAGAGCUGGGGUCCGGGUAGUGGAGCGGCCUGCGGGCCAGGGGUGGUGAUGCACCGCCGCGGGGUGGGAGCCGGCGCCAUCGCCAAGAAGAAGCUCGCCGAGGCCAAGUAUAAGGAGCGAGGGACUGUACUGGCUGAGGACCAACUGGCCCAGAUGUCAAAGCAGUUGGACAUGUUCAAGACCAACCUAGAGGAAUUUGCCAGCAAGCACAAGCAGGAGAUCCGGAAGAAUCCUGAGUUCCGAGUACAGUUCCAGGACAUGUGUGCUACCAUUGGGGUGGAUCCUCUAGCCUCUGGAAAAGGAUUUUGGUCUGAGAUGCUAGGCGUUGGAGACUUCUAUUAUGAGCUGGGUGUCCAAAUUAUUGAAGUGUGCCUGGCCCUGAAACAUCGGAAUGGAGGUCUGAUCUGCCAGGUGUCUUUAAGCUGCUCUUCUCACCUCAGAGACGACCUGAUCAGGGCCAUCAAGAAACUGAAAGCACUGGGCACUGGCUUCAGCAUCAUCCCUGUGGGCGGCACUUACCUCAUUCAGUCUGUUCCAGCUGAACUCAAUAUGGAUCACACCGUGGUGCUGCAGCUGGCAGAGAAAAAUGGGUACGUGACUGUCAGUGAAAUCAAAGCCAGUCUUAAAUGGGAGACAGAGCGAGCGCGGCAAGUGCUGGAACACCUGCUGAAGGAAGGGCUGGCCUGGCUGGACCUGCAGGCUCCAGGGGAGGCCCACUACUGGCUGCCAGCUCUCUUCACAGAUCUCUACUCCCAGGAGAUCUCAGCUGAGGAGGCCAGAGAAGCCUUCCCUUGACUGAGUGCAGAGGGGUACACAGCAGCAGGCCAGAGGGGAGACCUGUCUGAAUAAACCUGGACAGUUUUGUUUAUAAAAAGA
Messenger RNA from Nannospalax galili (Upper Galilee mountains blind mole rat), 935 nucleotides. RefSeq names its product SNF8 subunit of ESCRT-II (gene Snf8). Gene Ontology annotation, biological process: protein transport to vacuole involved in ubiquitin-dependent protein catabolic process via the multivesicular body sorting pathway. The record is from RefSeq and is a predicted model, not a curated record. Gene Ontology annotation, cellular component: ESCRT II complex. NCBI's taxonomy places the organism in Eukaryota, Metazoa, Chordata, Mammalia, Rodentia, Spalacidae.